AUGGCGGAUCAAAAGAAUGACCAUCUCGUCCAAUCUGACGAUCCGGAUCACCCGGCGAAUUUGAUCCCUCGACUCUGCAAACAGUUCUAUUCCCUUGGAUGGGUCACUGGAACUGGAGGCGGCGCAAGCAUUCGCAAAGAUGAACACGUUUACAUUGCCCCGUCCGGUGUACAGAAAGAGCUUAUGAGGUCUGAGAACAUCUUUGUGCUUUCGUACCCGACUCCAAAGUACCCUCCAUCAGCACGACAAUAUAUUCGAAAGCCUCUGGAUCUAAAACCAUCGGCGUGCACACCUUUGUUUCUGGCCGCGUUUGAACGUGGUGCCGGUUGCUGUAUUCACACGCACUCACAAUGGGCUGUUUUGGUUACUCUGCUCGUCGAGAAGCUUCAUGGCAAGGAGGCCUGUUUCGAAAUCAGCGACAUCGAGCAGAUCAAAGGUAUUCCUAAAGGUCCGGCGAAAGGCAUGCUUGGUUUUCAUGAUACGCUGAGGAUACCGAUCAUCGAGAAUACCCCUUUCGAAGAGGAUUUGACGGAGAGUUUGGAGAAAGCUAUGGAGCUAUACCCGGACACAUGCGCGGUUUUAGUGCGACGACAUGGAAUAUACGUCUGGGGCGACAAUGUUGCCAAAGCCAAGACGCAGUGCGAGAGUUUGGAUUAUCUCUUCCAGCUCGCUGUAGAAAUGCACAAGCUUGGGUUGCCAUGGACGCUGAGAGGGUGA
Fonsecaea multimorphosa CBS 102226 is the source of this 717-nucleotide messenger RNA. RefSeq names its product methylthioribulose-1-phosphate dehydratase. Lineage: Eukaryota; Fungi; Ascomycota; Eurotiomycetes; Chaetothyriales; Herpotrichiellaceae. Gene Ontology annotation, molecular function: methylthioribulose 1-phosphate dehydratase activity; metal ion binding. The transcript is spliced from 3 exons. Bases 1 to 717 code for a protein of 238 amino acids. The record is from RefSeq and is a predicted model, not a curated record. Gene Ontology annotation, cellular component: cytoplasm.